Molecule: messenger RNA, 1263 nt
Organism: Uloborus diversus
Lineage: Eukaryota; Metazoa; Arthropoda; Arachnida; Araneae; Uloboridae
Product: stAR-related lipid transfer protein 7, mitochondrial-like
Exons: 8
Molecular function (GO): lipid binding
Source: RefSeq, a predicted model, not a curated record
AUGAACGGAUCUUAUGUUUACAACAAAAUCGUUAGAAAUUUCCGUAGUUGUUACCGGAGUAAAAUCGAAGGUGAAAUAUCCGUUGAACUUCGAAGAUGUUUCACGCAGGAGACAUCCCGAAAAAGAUCUUUUUCUUUCAAAUCUGUUCUCGAAUUUGAUGGGAGGAAAAAGUUAUGGGAAGACAUCAAAGCUGAAUGUAAUGAAAGACUUAUUUUGUUGGGUGAACUAUUUACAACUCAGUGCAAUUUUAUAGCCUCUCAGAGAGUGAGGCGUAUGUCUCAAAUAUGGAACUUAUAUUCUCAUUUGUAUACGGAAAACUCUUUUCGUGAAAUAGUUUCACAGUUUGCAAAGAACUUUCGCUCUCAGAAACGUCCUUUCUCGUUACUGCUGGGUGCUGCCUUUUUUAGUUGGGAAAAGGAAAAAAUUACAGACGAAGAAAUCCAAAAGUAUGUUUUUCAUCCCAGAUCAAUUCAAAAAAUUAAAAUUGUUGUAGGCUGUUAAUCGUGUUUUUCAAUCUGCAUUUAUGAAUUGGACAGAUACCGGAGCAGCGAUGACCACCCCACCAAGCCCAUCAGCGGCCAGAAUCUCGUCAACAAACUGGUCAACGAGGGCUGGGAAGCGGUCAUACAGAAGGAGUGUGUCCAAGUCUGGAGAAAAGCUUUCCCAAACUCCUAUCUUUAUGAAUAUAAAAUCAUGGGAACAUUUUAUGAUGUGCCUGCUAGAACCUUUUUUUCUGUACAGACUGACAUUGAGUACAGAAAAGAGUGGGACAAACUGGUGAUCAAAUUGGACGUCAUCGACAAAGAGAAAACGGAAGGUGGUUGUGAAGUAAUGCAUUGGGUGAUGCAUUACCCUUUUCCUAUGUAUAGUCGAGAAUAUGUGUAUAUUAGAAGAGCAGUUAUUAGUCCAGAAACAAACACCAUGGUGCUCGUUUCAAGAGCCGUGGAGCAUCCUAGUUGCCCUGUAAAUAAUAAAUAUGUUAGAGUUACUAAGUAUAGUUCAAGAAUGGUGAUUCGCCCGCACAGGACAUACGAUGAGAAUGGUUUCGAUUACGUACUCACGUACUUCGACGAUCCCCAGGCUGCCUUUCCGGCUCCUGCAUACAACUGGAUGGCCUCUUCGGGUGUGCCAGACUUUGUAGAAAAACUGCAUGCAGCAGCACAAAAUCUCUAUUGCCAAGAGAAGAAAUCAAAAUCUAGUCUUCAAGUGAAACCUGUCAAAGAGCCUUGUACUUCAAGUGACGUAGAAUACAUCUACAUGUGA